Cavenderia fasciculata is the source of this 621-nucleotide messenger RNA. RefSeq lists its product as uncharacterized. Bases 1 to 621 code for a protein of 206 amino acids. The transcript is spliced from 7 exons. Lineage: Eukaryota; Evosea; Eumycetozoa; Acytosteliales; Cavenderiaceae. The record is from RefSeq and is a predicted model, not a curated record.
AUGUUUGCGCUAUAUCCGAUGGCUUUAAAGGUGGCUUUCUCUGUGAUCGAAGCAAAGAGAAUGUAUAAAAUGGCAUCUUAUGCAGCCCCAGUAUUUGACAUUGACAAUCAUUUGGAUCUUGUCAAUCAAAUUAGAGGAGAGGUCAGUAAAGAGCCUUUAUCACUAAUUGUUUGUAUGACUGAUGCCGCACAAGCACAAUCAGAGUACCAAGCAUCGGAAGAAACAAUGACACAUGACAGUCCAAAGGGAGGACUUUCAGAUAGAAUGGUAGCCUAUGGUAUGGUCAAUGGUACUGGUUGGGCAGAGAAUGUUGCAGCUGGUUAUCAAUCUGACACUGAAGUUGUCAAUGGAUGGAAGAAUUCACCAGGUCACUACGCAAAUAUGAUUGGAAACUAUACAUACAUUGGUAUUGGCAUGAAGGUUUCUGAUAAAGGUACACCAUAUUGGACACAACAAUUCAUUCGUGCAGGAGCUUGUGAAGCUAUUGGAUCUGCCUCUAGCACCAUGAUCCCAGUCACUUUAAUUGCUUUGGUCUCUUUGGUUUUAAUGGUAUUCUUAGUUAUAAAAAAGAUUAAAAGAUUCGUUUCUUGUUUCCUUUUUCGUCCAUAUCACGGCGAUUGA